AUGUUUCGUCUCGCUGUCUCCCGUCUCCCGGCGCACCUGCGUUCCCGCUCCAUCUGCGCACCCGCGUCUGCAGAAGCCUCCGUGUCUGCAGAAGGCUCCAAGCCCUGCGGCUCGGACGUUGACGAUCUAUACGCCACCGUCCUUUCCGAAGUCCCCACCCACGGUUUCACGCCGCAAGCCAUCACCGCCGCCGUGCACGCUCUCGGAUGGUCUCCCGCGGCUGCGCGCAUGUUCCCGCGCGGUCCGCUCGACGUCGUCGACCGGCUCGUCGCGACCAGCAACCGCACGUUGGCCGCCGUGCUCGCGGAGAAAGAGAUGUCGGAUGAUCCCGUGGAGAGGUUCGCUUUUGCUGCCAGGACGAGACUCCAGAUGAUGGAUAAAUUUCACCCACAUUGGAGUAAGGCUCUCGCACUCCACCAUUCCCCCACGAAUGCGGGAAAUGCUGCCCGGCAGGCGGCUAUGCUCGUCGAUGAGAUGGCGCACUUUGCGGGAUACUCGAACCCGGAUGUACGUUUUUGCAUGGUUUGGACAAGCAGCUCACAUUUGUCUGCCUAGGUAACAAAGUUGCUUAGGAAGUAGCUGCUUUCGCUCUUGUAACUGGGGUGGGUUCUGACGAAUUGACGUUUUGUGUAUGUUCUCUUCCAUUGAUGCAGUUUUCGUGGUACACUGAUCGCGCAGUUCUAGGUGUGACAUACCAUGCGACGCAGCUGUACUGGAUCACAGACAAGUCGCGGGAGAAAGAUGACACCUGGGCCUUUCUAGACAGGCAUCUGCGAGACUCUCACACCGCUCGCAAACAGGCUUCGGACGCGUACAAGGGUCUCAUGAAUCUGUCUGAUGCCACCGCAAGUACUCUCUCCACGCUCAUUCGGUCAACACGCAGAAGCUAUUAAACUAACUUAACUCAAAA
Chondrus crispus (carragheen) is the source of this 910-nucleotide messenger RNA. RefSeq lists its product as hypothetical. The transcript is spliced from 2 exons. The record is from RefSeq and is a predicted model, not a curated record. The coding region runs from base 1 to 555 and encodes 184 amino acids. Gene Ontology annotation, biological process: ubiquinone biosynthetic process. Gene Ontology annotation, cellular component: mitochondrial inner membrane. Gene Ontology annotation, molecular function: lipid binding. NCBI's taxonomy places the organism in Eukaryota, Rhodophyta, Florideophyceae, Gigartinales, Gigartinaceae.